This is a messenger RNA of Mauremys reevesii (Reeves's turtle), 1475 nucleotides long. It is a transcript of the gene BORCS6, whose product is annotated as BLOC-1 related complex subunit 6. The transcript has a single exon. The coding region runs from base 157 to 873 and encodes 238 amino acids. Lineage: Eukaryota; Metazoa; Chordata; Testudines; Geoemydidae. The record is from RefSeq and is a predicted model, not a curated record. Gene Ontology annotation, biological process: lysosome localization. Gene Ontology annotation, cellular component: BORC complex.
UUCUCCCAAAGGUGCACAGAGGAAGCCGCGGAGCGGGCAAACUGGCUCGCUGGCUUUCUCCCCGCGCCCCUCCCCAUCUGCCUCUCCCCAGGCUCCUCCUCCGGUGUCGCUGUCCCUGUCCCGGCCUGUGCGCGCUGGGCAGCCCCGGGCCGGAGCAUGGAGAGAGGCGCGGGCCUGCCGCAGCACAUCAUGGCCCAGGUGCGCGUCCAAGGCCGCGGGGCCGCGGCCAGCCUGGAGGAUCCGUGCCGGGAAGGCUCGCGGAGGCAGCAGGCGGCUGCCGCUGGGGACAGGCUGGCCGGAGGGCGGCUGCUGGACAGCCGCAGCUUGGAUGGGAUCAGCCAGGCGUACGGGGCCAGCCGGGCGCAGGAAGGGCGCCGCGCCACCAUCUCCAGCGCCCUGGAGCUGGAAGGGACGGUCAGCCACGACGGGGACCUCACCCACUUCGUGGCCAACAACCUGCAGCUGAAAAUCAAGCUGAGCUCCCGGGGCAGCCUGGAGGAGCCGGAGCCCCCGGGCCCGCCCUUCCCAGGGCUGGGGCGGAGCAAAGCGGCCGACAUCCCCCCCAUUGACCCCGCGGUGCUGGCGGAGCUGGAGCGCCUGACCCACGAGGUGGCCCACAAAGUGGACCAGAUGAUGAGGAGCUUGAGCGGCAGCAUCCAGAACAUGACGGCCCUGAGCGUCGGCUACAUCCAGACCUACCGGGACGCCGUGGACAGCCUGGGCGAGUCCGUAGACAUGAGCAUCAAAGGGAUGUACACGCUGAUGGCCCGCUGCGAGGAGCUGGAGCGCUCCAUGCAGCCGGUCCACGCCCUGGCCAAACAGAUCCGGGAGAUCAAAAGGACCCUGGAGAUAUUCGAGUCGCUGUGCAAGUAGCGCCGGUGGAAAACAUUUCUGGGCUGCUUUGUUAAUAUGGGGGAGUGGGGGAUCGCUGUGCUGGUUGCAAACUCCAAAAGGGAACGUGUCAUGUACUGUAUGUGGUUGUGUGUUUGUUUCAUGUCUUGUGCUGCCAUAAGCCUGGUACACUAAAAACAGACACUGCUUUGCAGAGGGUGUCUGAAAGGGGCUAAUUCCCCCUGAACGAUUACUUGAAAAAUUUCCCACCCUCUCUAUUCGUUAGAGGGGAUGAUGCAUGCUCAGGAUUUCCAAGAACCCUAAGGGAAUGAUGCUCUCAGAUUCAGUAGGAACCCAACUUCAGUGGGAGCUGGGCUGCUUUCAAAAUCCCAGCUGUGAAGCAUUGUCCGCCUGACAAGGGAUAGUGAACUGGAUUCUCCCAUCUGUGUAUUUCACCUUUCCCUGUAACAUAAGCAUAUUUAUACUUAAUAAAACCACUCUGCAAUUUGCCAAACAACCUAAAAUGUGUCCAUAGGAAAGAACUUCUGCUGCUGAGCCUUCCCCGUGUUAUUUUCCAAAGAGCCCAGCAUUGCUCUAGCUCGGCUCUCUUUGAAGUCAAGGGGAGGUUUACCUUUGAUUUCAGU